Messenger RNA from Cavenderia fasciculata, 1761 nucleotides. RefSeq names its product Rab GTPase domain-containing protein. Lineage: Eukaryota; Evosea; Eumycetozoa; Acytosteliales; Cavenderiaceae. The coding region runs from base 1 to 1761 and encodes 586 amino acids. The transcript has 2 exons. The record is from RefSeq and is a predicted model, not a curated record.
AUGAUAACUACUACUACUACAACUACAACUACAACUACCACUAUAGAAUUAUCUCGAGUUGGUAUCUGGAUAGAUUAUGAAGAGAGAAUGAAAAGAAAGGGAGGUGGUUCGUCUUCAUCAUCGACCUUUGCAAUGGAUGAUAUCUUUGGUGAUAGCGAUGAAGAUGGCAAUGGAAACAACGAUAAAGAUUGGUCAACAUCGACAUCGACGUCAUCUUCAAGUUGCAAUCCAAAGGCAUUCAACAAAGUGGUUCAAGAUGCAAUCAAGGAGAGGAAUAGACUCAAAAAGGAAGAAGAGAGGAGAAGAGGAGAAGAGGAACGACGAAAGGAACUUGGGACAGCAGACAUCUCAAAUUAUUUCAAAAAGACAGGUGCAUCAUCAGGAUCCUCUGGGUCUAUGGCAUCUACCAAUAACCAGCAGUCUACUCUUCUUAUCCCCGAUACAUUAUUAAAGAAACUAUAUAAAAUGCAAGAUGAUACAAAUAAUGUACAACAACAACAACAACCAACAAAGAAUGGUAUUUGGAAUAACAUUGUAUCUUCUUCCACUUCACAUUUAUCAUCUUUAUUGAUGAAUAAUAAUAACAACAAAUCAAAUAAUACCAAUAAUACCAAUAACACAUCUAAUAAUAAUAAUUCACAUUCUCAUCAUCAUUUUGAUGAAGACUCUAUUGAAGAGGAUCAUGAUGCUGACAAGGACAGAAUGUUUGUAGAGAUGCGAAAAGCCAAUUUGGAGAGGCAAGAGAAACUGGAAAAGGCAAAGGUAUCAAGCAUGAUUGUGAAAAAGUCAUCCGUCUCUUCACCAUCUACGACAUCUUCACCAAAAAAGAAAAGAAUUGUUGAUCAUGAUAGCGAUCAUGAUAGUAAUAGUAAUAGUGAAGGUGAUAGAGAUAGUGACGACCAAGACGAUGAUGACGAUGACGAAGAUUCUGACGAUGAUUCCAAAAAGAAAAAGAGGAAGAAAAAACAACAACAAAAGAAACCAACAAAAAAGAAAACAAAUACUAAAAAAGAUCAAUCAGAUAAAAAGAAAUCUAAAAAAGGAGAAUCAUCAAGUAAACCUAAAAAGAAAGAUAAAGAAAAAGAAAAAGAAAAAGAAUCAGGAAAUAGAAAUAAUAAUAAUAAUAAUAACAAUGAUAAUGACAAUGAUGAUAGUAGUGAUCAAGAUGAUCCUUUUUCCAGUCAUACUCAAGAUAUCAAAAGUAUCAUACCACCAUCAAUACCAGUACCGCAACAACCCAUACUUUCACCAAUAACUCCAAAUAAUAAUAAUAAUAAUAAUAAUAAUAAUAAUAAUAAUAAUAAUAAUAAUAAUAAUAAUAAUAAUGUUCGACCUAAUAACCCGAAUAACUUAAAUAAUAACACUAUCAAUAAUCAAAAUAAUUUAAAUAGUAUAAAUAAUUUUAAAAGUUUGUUUAACAGUCAGGCAUCAUCAGAUGGAGGUUGGGGAAGUGAUGAUGAUGAUGAUGAAGAGAUUGUUAUCCCAAACUCACCAGAAUUUGUAAAUAAUUUUAAUGUACACAAUCGACGACCACUCAAACAAGAAAAGGAAGAAGAAGAAGAAGAAGAAGAAGAAGAAGAAGAAGAAAACGAGGAACAAAAAGAAAUCGACCAAGCAAUUGAAAGGAUACGAAAUUGUAAAGAAAUAGUUAGUCACCGAGAAAACCAAUUAUCUGAAGCUGUCAAUAACCUUAAAAAAGAACUUUUGAAAUUGGAUUCAUUGUACAGUCAUAGAAACUCAAAGAAUAAUCCACCUGGAUAA